Macrosiphum euphorbiae (potato aphid) is the source of this 1155-nucleotide messenger RNA. NCBI's taxonomy places the organism in Eukaryota, Metazoa, Arthropoda, Insecta, Hemiptera, Aphididae. The record is from the annotation of a GenBank genome assembly.
AUGGAUACCGACGACAAAGGAUAUACGAUUACCUACGACCCUGUCAAAGGUAAGUGUCUUGUUGCAACAAAACACUUUAAAGUAGAUGAUUUAAUUUUUGAAGAAGAACCAUUUGUGUCCUGUCAAUUUUCUUGGAAUAGUCUUUAUGGUUAUCGUGCUUGCAAUCAUUGUCUUUGCCCUUUAGAAACUACCUCAGAAAAUAUUGUCAGAUUAACAAAUGCUGCUAUAACAGAAAUCCCUUUUGAAGAGUAUUGUCCUAUAAAAGAUAAUACACAUAACUAUGUACAAUGUGAAUCUUGUAAAGUUUGGUAUUGCAGUUCUACAUGUUUGGAAACUGCAUAUAAUCGAUAUCACCAGCUUCUUUGCAGGCCAGACAGCAAUGAUCCAUUGCAUUAUUUAGAAGAGUUAUGGAGGACAAUGCAUUAUCCUCCUGAAAGUCACAACAUCAUGCUAUUGUGUCGUUUGCUGGCAACAAUUGAAUUAUCUGCAUCACCACAGCAAGCUAAUCAGACAGUUUCUAAUUUUUGCCAUCGAACAGAAAAUGAAAAUGAACAUUUAGCACAUAAAAUGCUCGGAGAAAAGUUUGUUGAGCAAAUUGAACAACUUCGUUUUGGUGUUCUCAAGUCCAUGCCAGUUAGAGAAUCUAGUCAAUGGCUAACUCCAACUGGUUUUAAAUCAUUGUUGGCAUUGGUUGGAACAAAUGGACAAGGUGUUGGAACAAGUGUUUUUCAUCAAUGGGCAAAUAAUUGUAAAAAACAUCUUUCUCCUGAUCAAAUGGAAUUAUUUGAACAGUUCAUAGACAGUGCUUAUGACGCAAUGGAACAAGUUGUUGGAGUGGAUUUUUUGGAUAAUGAAGGUUCUGCAUUAUUUCAAAAUCAUAGUUCGAUCAAUCAUAGCUGUUUUCCAAAUGCAGCAAGUGUUUUUGAUGGUAAUCAUGUUCUGAGAUUGGUUGCUAUUAGAAUGAUUGAACCAGGUGAUGAAAUAAAUAUUAGCUAUAUUGCUCCAUGUGAAUUAGACCAUAGCAGACAUACUAGGCAAAAAUAUUUACAAGAAAACUAUGUAUUUACUUGUCGGUGUAUUAAGUGCGAGGAACAAAUUAAUGAUCCAGACAUAACAAGUGAUGAUGAUUCAGAGAUGGAAGAUGAUAGUACCUGA